Molecule: messenger RNA, 1671 nt
Organism: Penicillium nucicola
Lineage: Eukaryota; Fungi; Ascomycota; Eurotiomycetes; Eurotiales; Aspergillaceae
Exons: 5
Coding region: 1-1671 (556 amino acids)
Biological process (GO): secondary metabolic process
Molecular function (GO): CoA-ligase activity
Source: RefSeq, a predicted model, not a curated record
AUGUCUCAUAUCUUCCACUCAACAACCAGGGUACGCAUCCCAACCGAUCUCAGUGUGACGGAAGCAACGCUGCUAGACCACUCAAUACUCAUCCCUCCGACAAAAGUCAUAUUCGAGGAUGCCAUCACCGGGAGAACAAUGUCUCAUGGCAAAUUUGUUGCCCAGGUCAAGAAUGCAGCAACCUGGCUGCAACAACAUGUCAAACUACAGCCUGGGCAGACUGUAAGUAUCAUAUCAUCUAGCUGUAUCGAUUAUAUCAUCGCCGUACACUCCGUAUGGUGGGCUGGCGGUAUCGUGUCUUUGAUAAACGAUGCUCUAUCACCAACCGAGAUCGCAUACGGCAUCAAGCUUGUCAAACCACACUAUAUUCUUGUCGGCAGCUCAGCAUCUACAAAGCUUUCCCAAGGCCUCGAGCUGAGCGGAACAGCGAGCUCAACCAUCCAAGUCAUUCCCUUGAAAGAAUUGCAUUCGGAAUUGUCCAGUUGGCUGAAAAUGAAAGAGAUCCAAGGAAAUUUUCAACAAAUCGAAGCCUGCUCCUUUGCAAAUGGCGACAAUCGACAAGUUCCAGCUGCAAUCAUUCUGUCCAGUGGAACAACAGGCCAUCCCAAGGCCGUUGUUCUCUCUCACCAUAAUCUCAUCGCAGUAAACUACCAGCUCAGAGCGGACAAUCCUGACAACUGGAAUAGUGAAAUGCGCGAGGUCUUCUUUCCACCUCUAUCCCACGUCUAUGCACUAUACGUAGCUAUCACUGGAGCACCUUGGCUAGGCUACUAUGUCUGUCUGAUGCCACGCUUUGAUUUGGAAACAUUUUGUCGUCUUCUGUCCGAGCGACAGGCGACCUUGGCCAGACUGGUUCCUCCUGUUGCCAAACUCCUCGCUGAAAGCCCAGUGACCCGCCGGUAUAAGUACCCAGCUUUGAAGUAUUUUACCUGCUCUGCUGCACCUUUGAGUGAGAAAUCUGCGGCCGAACUGAGAAUGGUAUUUCCAAACGUGAAGCUGUGUCAGACGUACGGAUGUACUGAAGCAUCCGGUGCAUGCGUGCAAUCCGGUACACGCGAUACAGACAUGCCACUGAACGCAACUGGAAAACUCAUCGCCAACGCGCAAGUCAGAUUUAUUGAUUCCGCCGGUAGCGAUGUAGGCCAGGGGGAAGAGGGCGAGAUCACAUUGCGUGGCCCGCAUAUCAUGAUGGGCUACCUGGGUGAUUUGAAAGCCACCAGACAGCAUAUGCUCGAUGGCGGCUGGUAUAAGACGGGGGACAUAGGGUAUAUGGAUACACAAGGCUUUCUCUUCGUCAGCGGUCGUAUAAAAGACAUUAUCAAGUCUAACGGGUUUCAGGUUUCGCCCUUGGAGCUCGAGGAGAUCCUCGCCCGCCACCCGCUUGUCAAGGAGGCGGCUGUGCAUGGCGUCUGGAGCGAGCAAGCUGCAACUGAUCUCCUACGUGCUUACGUUGUACCAGAGGGACCACUGGCAGAGAUUGGACAUGAGGCUGGAGAGGUCGCGCGAUCUAUAGUCGACUUUGUGGCUGGUCAGGUUGCUGGCUAUAAAAGUCUGAAGGGAGGGGUCGUUUUCGUCGAUUUUUUGCCUAAGAGCCCGACUGGGAAGCUGUUGAGACGGCUUCUCAAAGAUAUGGAGAGUAAUGGUUCUGCUUGUUUGCAGGCAAAACUAUAG